This is a messenger RNA of Striga hermonthica, 2430 nucleotides long. NCBI's taxonomy places the organism in Eukaryota, Viridiplantae, Streptophyta, Magnoliopsida, Lamiales, Orobanchaceae. The record is from the annotation of a GenBank genome assembly.
AUGCUCAAGGUUCACAGAAUCAGCUCCGUUGAGUGGAAGCCCUCAGCUGUCGUUGCCCUAGCCACCAGCGCCGACGGCUCGCAAGUAGCCGCCGCCCGCGCAGAUGGCUCGCUUGAGAUUUGGCUCGUUUCUCCCGGCUCCGUCGGCUGGCACUGUCAGCUUACUAUACAUGGGGACCCUAAUUUGAGGGUGUCUUCGUUGGUGUGGUGUCGGUCCGGGCUGAGAGGUGGGCCGUUGGGCCGGCUGUUGUCUUCCAGCAUUGAUGGAACCGUUUCAGAGUGGGAUUUGUUCGAUUUGAGGCAAAAGCAAGUUUUAGAUUCCAUCGGCGUCUCGAUUUGGCAGAUUGCUGCAGAGCCAUGUAAUGAUUUACAACAUAGUAGUAAUAAAAAAAUGAGAUUUCAUGAGAAUGGUCAUUCUAGUCCUGAAAUCACUAGUGAUGUUGAUGAAGUGGAGAGUAGUGAAAGUGAAGAUGAAGGUGACAAUAAAGGCCCACAUGAAAUUCAAAUCCAAGAUGAUGAAAAGUAUACUCGUCUGGCACUAGCUUGUGAUGAUGGCUGUGUGCGAAUAUACGACGUGUCAGAUGAAGGAAAACUUACUUACAGUAGGGCGUUGCCGAGGGUUAGUGGACGUACCCUUAGUGUAAUUUGGAGUCCAGACUCGAAUAGGAUUUAUUCUGGGAGCAGUGAUGGCUUCAUUAGAUGCUGGGAUGUGAAAUCUUUUCAUGAGGUCUACAGAAUAACUGUUGGGCUUGGAGGCCUGGGCAGUGGAAAAGAUUUAUGUAUAUGGUCUUUACUUGCAUUGAGAUGUGGGACCAUUGUUAGUGGGGAUAGUUCUGGUAGUGUGCAGUUUUGGGAUGGACAGUUUGGAACCCUUUUGCAGGCACAUUCUUAUCAUAAGGGUGAUGUCAAUGCAUUGGCGGCAGCCCCUAGCCACAAUAUAGUUUUUUCUGCCGGUUCUGAUGGUCAGGUCAUACUGUAUAAACUUUCGGGUGAGGUAGUUGGCUCCACUAGCAGAAAGUUGGCUCCUGACGUUAUCAAGAAAUGGACAUAUGUUGGUUAUGUAAGAGCUCAUACACAUGAUGUGAGGGCAUUGACUGUGGCUACACCCAUCUGCCAUGAAGAUCUGCCACCAGAUGUAAAGGUGAAGAGGGCACGAGGUCGCAUGAAGCCCCUUGAAUUCAGCUACCAUAAGUGGGCUCAUUUGAGUGUGCCGAUGCUUAUCUCUGCCGGUGAUGACACUAAACUCUAUGCAUAUUCCGUAAAUGAGUUCACCAAGUUUUCGCCGCAUGAUAUAUGCCCUGCACCACAGAGAAUGCCGAUGCAACUUGUGCAAAAAACAGUUUUCAGUCAGACUCCAUUGCUUUUGAUCCAGGCUGCCCACUCGUUAGACAUCUAUUGUGUGCGUCUAAAAAGCCAUGCUGCAUCUGAGUUUGGUCCAGGAACUUCUGGUGGGCUUGCAAGCACAGAUUUAAUAGCUCGAGUUAAAUGUAAGGUUUCUCGGAAGAUCAUAUGCAGUAGAAUUUCUUCGUCAGGCACUUCAUUUGCCUACUCUGACCAUGUGAAACCUAGUUUAUUUGAAUUGAAGAGAAAUAAAUCGGGCAAGGGUUCUUGGACUGUAAAUAAAAGGCAGCUGCCUAAGGAAUUGCCAUUUGCCCACUACAUGGUUUUCACUUCUGAUUCGUCACGAUUGCUAUUAGCUGGGCAUGACAGAAGGAUAUAUAUGGUAGAUGUGGGAAGUACGAAGUUAGUGCAUGCUUUCACUCCUUGUCGCAAAGACGAUGACGAGACUCUACCGCCUAGUGAACCUCCCAUCACAAAAAUGUUCACAAGUGCUGAUGGCCAGUGGUUGGCUGCCAUCAACUGCUUUGGAGAUGUGUAUAUAUUCAAUCUUGAGACACUAAGGCAACACUGGUUUAUAUCAAGAUUGGAUGGAGCCUCUGUAACUGCUGGUGGUUUUACCCCUCGAACUAGCAGUGUUCUUAUAAUCUCCACCUCUUCAAAUCAGGUGUAUGCAUUAGACGUGGAGGCCAAGCAGUUGGGAGAGUGGUCCACACGUCACACUUUUUCUCUGCCCAAAACAUAUCAAGAAUUUCCUGGAGAAGUUAUUGGUCUUUCCUUCCAGCCAUCCUCUAGCUCGUCUUCUGUCGUUGUCUACAGUCCCAGGGCAAUGUGCUUGAUCGAUUUUGGAAUGCCUGUCGAUAAAGAGGAUGACGUCGACAUGAGAAUCGGACAGGGCAAUGGGGUAGUUAAACGUAAACUGCAGGAUCUCGAAAGCAAACGAAAAAAUUUCGAGUUUUGUGCUUUCAGAGACCCUGUUUUGUUGGUGGAACAUCUUUCGAAAAAUUCGCUACUGGUGAUAGACAAACCUUGGAUACGUGUAGUCGACUCUUUAGAUACACAGCCUGUGCACAGACAUGUUUUCGGGACUUGA